CUACGAUCGUCUCCCUUCCUUUCGAGCUUCGAAUAAUUAACUGAACGGCAUCACGAUUUCAAUUCUCUAUUCAUCGCAUUCCCAAUCGCUCCCUCUCUCUCACCAUAUCCCCGACUGUUCCAUAAUCUCAAGAUGGCCAUCUGCAUCACCUUCGGGACUCAUGAAUUCACGUCCAUGCUAGAAGGCUACGAGAAUGUUCGUGCCUACUGCUACAACUGCCAACAUUGGAACGGACACUGUCUGACAAGAUGGCCCUGGUUCACCGUCUGCUUUGUUCCUGUCAUUCCUCUCGCUAUGCAUAAGUACAAGGAAGUAACCUGCUACACAUGCCGCUUCACCCAGGAUCUAGGCGACCGUCCAGAUAUCACCCCGGAGACAAGGCCUCCUCCGGGUGUCAUACCGGGCCAAUUACCCCAGGCGUAUGGGGGCGGGGCGCCGUACUAUCCACCCCCUCAGGCAUCGGGCGCGGUGGCACCACAGCAGCAGCAGCAGCCAGGACAGCAGAACUUUGUGUAUAAGUAAAUGCUUCGAUGUUUCCUGUCGGGUUCUGUUGUUUUGUUGCCGUUAGUAUUUUCAUCGACGGUGUGCGUUUUGUCUUCAUGUUUGACUGGAUUGGUAAGAUACCUCUUUGCUUCCUGCUUGUUUGUUCAUUUGCUGUUGCCAUGCUUUAUGCUGUGCUGUUUAUCCUCUGCUCAAGUCUACAAGCGAAAUGAGACUCAAUAUCAUAAACGUUGCAAUUCACUAGACAUACUAAAAACAAC
Molecule: messenger RNA, 761 nt
Organism: Aspergillus brunneoviolaceus CBS 621.78
Lineage: Eukaryota; Fungi; Ascomycota; Eurotiomycetes; Eurotiales; Aspergillaceae
Product: rhodopsin family protein
Exons: 7
Coding region: 133-522 (129 amino acids)
Source: RefSeq, a predicted model, not a curated record